This is a messenger RNA of Arabidopsis thaliana (thale cress), 2325 nucleotides long. Its product is annotated as Pentatricopeptide repeat (PPR) superfamily protein. The record is from RefSeq and is marked reviewed. Gene Ontology annotation, molecular function: RNA binding. The coding region runs from base 1 to 2325 and encodes 774 amino acids. Lineage: Eukaryota; Viridiplantae; Streptophyta; Magnoliopsida; Brassicales; Brassicaceae. Gene Ontology annotation, biological process: RNA modification. The transcript has a single exon.
AUGCGUAGCGGAGGGAAUAAGUAUUUAGCGAGUCUCUUGCGUUGUUAUAGAGAUGAAAGGUGUAAACUUUCUGGGAAAGUUAUACAUGGGUUCAUUGUUAGGAUGGGAAUGAAGAGUGAUACUUAUCUAUGUAAUCGUUUACUUGAUUUGUAUAUUGAGUGUGGUGAUGGGGAUUAUGCACGGAAGGUGUUUGAUGAAAUGUCUGUAAGAGAUGUUUAUUCUUGGAAUGCUUUUUUGACGUUUAGAUGUAAAGUUGGGGAUUUGGGGGAAGCGUGUGAGGUGUUUGAUGGAAUGCCUGAGAGAGAUGUUGUGUCGUGGAAUAAUAUGAUUAGUGUUUUGGUGAGGAAAGGGUUUGAAGAGAAGGCUUUGGUUGUCUAUAAGAGGAUGGUUUGUGAUGGGUUUUUGCCUUCUCGGUUCACGUUAGCUAGUGUUUUAAGUGCGUGUAGCAAGGUUUUGGAUGGUGUUUUUGGUAUGAGGUGUCAUGGGGUUGCUGUUAAAACGGGUCUUGAUAAGAAUAUUUUUGUUGGGAAUGCGUUGUUGUCUAUGUAUGCAAAGUGUGGGUUUAUUGUUGAUUAUGGUGUUCGAGUCUUUGAAUCUCUCUCUCAGCCUAAUGAAGUCUCUUAUACAGCGGUGAUUGGCGGGUUAGCUCGGGAAAAUAAAGUGUUGGAGGCAGUUCAGAUGUUCAGAUUGAUGUGCGAGAAAGGCGUGCAGGUGGAUUCUGUUUGCUUAUCUAAUAUUCUUAGCAUCUCUGCUCCAAGAGAAGGAUGUGAUAGCCUGAGUGAAAUCUAUGGCAAUGAGCUUGGGAAACAGAUUCAUUGUCUUGCUUUGAGACUUGGGUUUGGAGGAGAUCUUCAUCUGAACAAUUCGUUGCUUGAAAUAUAUGCAAAGAAUAAAGACAUGAAUGGUGCAGAGCUAAUUUUUGCUGAGAUGCCUGAAGUGAAUGUUGUCUCUUGGAACAUAAUGAUAGUUGGGUUUGGUCAGGAGUAUCGAAGUGACAAAUCUGUUGAAUUCCUAACGAGAAUGAGAGAUUCUGGUUUUCAACCAAAUGAAGUUACUUGCAUUAGUGUUCUUGGAGCGUGCUUUCGUUCAGGGGAUGUCGAAACCGGAAGGAGAAUAUUCAGUAGCAUUCCCCAGCCAAGUGUUAGCGCUUGGAAUGCUAUGCUUUCUGGUUAUUCCAACUAUGAACACUAUGAGGAAGCAAUAAGCAAUUUCAGACAAAUGCAGUUUCAGAACCUGAAACCUGAUAAAACCACUUUGAGUGUGAUAUUAAGUUCGUGUGCGAGAUUGAGAUUUCUGGAAGGAGGGAAGCAGAUCCAUGGGGUAGUGAUAAGGACCGAGAUUUCGAAGAACAGUCACAUAGUUAGUGGUCUUAUUGCAGUGUACUCCGAAUGCGAGAAGAUGGAGAUAUCUGAAUGUAUCUUUGAUGAUUGUAUAAACGAAUUGGAUAUCGCUUGUUGGAACUCGAUGAUCUCAGGUUUUAGACACAACAUGCUGGACACAAAAGCUCUAAUACUCUUUAGAAGGAUGCAUCAGACUGCCGUGUUGUGUCCUAAUGAAACUUCAUUCGCUACUGUACUAAGUAGCUGUUCAAGGUUAUGUAGUUUGCUCCAUGGAAGACAGUUUCAUGGACUGGUAGUGAAGAGUGGAUAUGUAAGUGAUUCCUUUGUUGAAACCGCUCUUACCGACAUGUACUGCAAGUGUGGGGAAAUAGAUUCAGCUCGACAGUUCUUCGAUGCUGUUUUGAGGAAAAACACGGUUAUUUGGAAUGAGAUGAUACAUGGGUAUGGUCAUAAUGGACGAGGUGAUGAAGCUGUUGGUCUCUACAGAAAGAUGAUUUCAUCAGGAGAGAAGCCUGAUGGGAUAACCUUCGUUUCUGUCUUGACUGCUUGUAGCCACUCAGGACUGGUGGAAACCGGGCUUGAGAUACUUAGUUCGAUGCAGAGAAUUCAUGGAAUUGAGCCGGAGCUGGAUCAUUACAUCUGUAUAGUUGAUUGUCUUGGAAGAGCUGGCCGGCUUGAAGAUGCAGAGAAGCUUGCAGAAGCUACACCAUACAAAAGUAGCUCUGUUCUAUGGGAGAUUCUACUAAGUUCAUGUAGAGUCCAUGGAGAUGUGAGCUUGGCUAGACGAGUUGCAGAAAAACUAAUGCGUCUGGAUCCUCAGAGCUCAGCAGCAUAUGUGCUGCUAAGCAACACAUAUAGUUCUUUGAGACAGUGGGAUGAUUCUGCAGCUCUUCAAGGAUUAAUGAACAAGAACAGAGUUCAUAAAACUCCAGGUCAAAGCUGGACCACAUAUGGCAAUGAUUUGGACUCAGGGUUUCGAAAAUAG